GCUUGGCUCUCUCCCUUAGUAACAGCUCCCCUCCUGCCUCGGUGCUGCGCCCUGCCCCCGCGCCCCUCCCCCGCCCGACCCGCCGCUCGGCUGUCAGCGCCCGCACCCCAGGGCGCCUCGGGGUGCCGACGGCGGCCAGGAGGGGAGCGCCGCGCGUCCUGGAGGGGACAGCGUCUCCAAGCAGCCUCAGCAGCUUGUGUUUGGUGGUCAGAUAUCCAGGUGUACAUUCUCACAUCAAUGCACUGCCAAUGGGUUAUAUCCUGUGUUGUGACCUCAUGGUUUAAGUGGGAAUAAAGAUGAGUAUAAGCAGUGAUGAGGUCAACUUCUUGGUAUAUAGGUACUUGCAAGAGUCAGGAUUUUCUCAUUCCGCAUUUACCUUUGGUAUAGAGAGCCAUAUAAGUCAAUCCAAUAUAAACGGUGCCCUUGUCCCACCUGCCGCAUUGAUCUCUAUCAUCCAGAAAGGCCUGCAGUAUGUAGAGGCAGAAGUUAGCAUAAAUGAGGAUGGCACCUUAUUUGAUGGUCGGCCUAUUGAGUCUCUGUCCCUGAUAGAUGCUGUUAUGCCUGAUGUCGUCCAAACAAGACAACAAGCCUACAGAGACAAACUUGCACAGCAACAUGCAGCCGCUGCUGCAGCUGCUGCCGCAGCCACUAACCAACAAGGAUCUGCAAAAAAUGGAGAGAAUACAGCAAAUGGGGAGGAGAAUGGAGCACACACCAUCACAAACAAUCAUACUGAUAUGAUGGAGGUAGAUGGGGAUGUUGAAAUCCCUCCCAACAAAGCAGUUGUGCUACGGGGCCAUGAAUCUGAAGUUUUCAUCUGUGCCUGGAACCCUGUUAGUGAUCUCCUGGCAUCAGGGUCUGGAGACUCCACAGCAAGAAUAUGGAAUCUUAGUGAGAACAGCACAAGUGGUCCCACACAGCUGGUCCUUCGACAUUGCAUACGGGAAGGGGGACAAGAUGUUCCCAGCAACAAGGAUGUCACUUCUCUAGACUGGAAUAGUGAAGGUACACUUCUAGCAACUGGGUCAUACGAUGGAUUUGCCAGAAUAUGGACUAAAGAUGGUAAUCUUGCCAGCACCUUGGGGCAGCAUAAAGGCCCUAUAUUUGCAUUAAAAUGGAAUAAGAAAGGAAAUUUCAUCCUAAGUGCUGGCGUAGAUAAGACUACCAUUAUUUGGGAUGCACACACGGGUGAAGCCAAGCAGCAGUUCCCGUUCCAUUCAGCCCCAGCACUGGAUGUCGACUGGCAGAGCAACAACACCUUCGCGUCUUGUAGCACAGAUAUGUGCAUUCAUGUCUGCAAAUUGGGACAAGACAGACCUGUCAAAACAUUCCAGGGACACACGAAUGAAGUAAACGCUAUCAAAUGGGACCCAACUGGCAAUCUCCUGGCCUCAUGCUCAGAUGACAUGACCUUGAAGAUUUGGAGUAUGAAGCAAGAUAACUGUGUCCAUGAUUUGCAAGCACAUAAUAAAGAGAUUUAUACUAUUAAAUGGAGUCCAACAGGACCAGGGACAAAUAAUCCAAAUGCCAACCUUAUGCUAGCAAGUGCAUCCUUUGAUUCUACAGUUAGGUUAUGGGACGUAGACCGAGGGAUUUGUAUCCAUACUUUGACAAAACACCAAGAGCCUGUGUACAGUGUGGCUUUCAGUCCUGAUGGCAGGUAUCUGGCAAGUGGUUCUUUUGACAAAUGUGUACACAUCUGGAACACACAGACAGGUGCUCUAGUUCACAGUUACAGGGGAACCGGUGGGAUUUUUGAAGUUUGCUGGAAUGCAGCAGGAGACAAAGUUGGAGCCAGUGCAUCAGACGGUUCAGUUUGUGUCUUAGACCUUCGGAAAUAGCGUUACUAGUUGGAAGCCAUGGACCGACUAUGAAUGUGUACAUAGCCACAAGACUAUCCCUGACCCACAUCCUGCUAUAGUCCCACUUGAACCAUGGCCAGUCCACUACAGCCAAAUCUAAGAGAAAUAUAUACAUGCAGUAUAUAUGAACACAGCUGUACCCUGAAGAUGAGUCUCUUCCCAGCUUGUGAAUUCUGCUCACCAAGUGCUGGGAUCUAACCUGCUGUGCCCCUAAGUAGCAUUUAGAAGUUUGGAUAUGAAAAGCAGAAGAGAUGGAAUAUGCGUUAUAAGAGCAAACCACACAUGUACCAGUUUUGGAUAUUAAUAACAGCCUUGUUUCUCUCUUUAAAUCAGCCGACACCAUGGAUUAUAUUCUUUUUCCCUUCAGUAGUGCACAGUUUGUAUGUACAGAGAACAAGGACUUAACAAAAACUCGCGGCGGUAGUUCGUUCUUGCUUUCAAGUUUGUUUUGGUUUAGAUUAUGGAUGCAUGAAGUAAGGGAGUGAAUCAUUUUCUUGCUUUUAUUUUUCCUUACCUUUUAAAAAACAAAAAAAAAUCUUAAAAAUAUUUUACUGCAUUCUUUGGAAAGGUAGAUGUUUGGUACAUUUUAUGGCUCCCAGAGCAUAUAUUCAGUUGAUGCAUAUUGUGAAGGAGUUGGAAUUAAAGGAAACCACAUGACGCCCGUCAUGUUACUCUCUAGAACACAUCAGCAAAGGGUAUUAUUAUGUUAUCUUUCUUUUGGGGUUUUGUUUUUGUUUUAUGUAUGUGUGCGAGAGAGAGAGAGAGAGAGAGAGAGAGAGAGAGAGAGAGAGAGAGAGAGAGAGAGAGAGAGAGAGAGAGAGAGAGAGAGAGAGAGAAAUAAUAGCUUAAGUAAAAUAGUUUCUUCUUGGGGACGUAUUUCUGCCAAUUAAAGACUAGAAGGGCACAAUUUUUUUUAAAUACCAUAAAGAAGAGACAGUUUUUUAAUAAAAAAAUCUUCUGAUGUUUUGCAGCCAUAACUAAAUUAUGGUCAAAAUGUGCACUAUUAUGAGAACGAGCAACCUAGGAUGGGGCUUUUUUUUUCCUUUCUUUUUUUCUUUUUUUAACCAUUUGUCUGUUUUACUUAUUUCUUAAGAGAUUAAAAUAUUUCUGGAUAAGGAUUAGCUUCUCAAAGUGUCCAUCAUUCUGUAUAGAAGCUUAAAUAUGUAAUGUAACCAGAUUCCAGUAUUAAAAAUCUCUCAUGUUAUUUUUCUUUUUUACAAAGCAAGAUUAUGGCAUAUAACACUGCCAUCACUUAGCAAAAUGUUUGCUACCUUAGUUUUAAAAACAACUUUAAAGGCUUGCUUAGAGGUCUGAGUCGCGGCUACUGAGAGUUCAGGGAGAGCUGUGGCCGCUGUGCCACUCUGCCUGCAUCUGUGGCUUCAGGGCUGCACUUUGUCAAGCAACAUAGAUCUAAGCUGUUGUUUUCCAGUAAUCACUACUAUAUCAUGUCUUCUACUCUGUUCAUAUCAAGUAUUUUUUAAAGAUAAUAGGCAUCCAAUCAGAUCUCUUCUUGUGCUCAGCUGAAAGUACAAUAUACCUACAAAUAUUCACUAGAGGCCAUGUUUGCGAAGGUGCUUAUUAACAGGAGAGUCAAGAUUAACAGAAGAACCCCAGAUGUGUCGCUUCUGAAGAGAACAGUUGUCAAAUUUAUAUCUUCAAAUUUUUUAUUAAGAAACUGCUUAGAAAAUUUAUAACACUAUUUGUGUCACGAGUUGGUUUGAGGCCUCUGACUGCUGAGUCCCACCCUGUGUUUUGGUAAGCGUCUCCAACUCAGCCCUGCAGCUUUGAUGCUCAGUAUCUGCUGCUUUGUUCUUUGCAAAACAGCAUUGAUUGACGCAAGUCUUGUCUUCACUAAGGUAGGGUGGCAUUUGCUUUUGGUAAAGAGGGUGAAUACACUUAAAUUUCACUAUACAUUGUUAUAUCUCCCCAUUGUUCUUAGUGGGGUCUAGGAUACUGUAAUAAUAUUUUUAAAAUUUACACCCAGAGAGGCAGUCGUUUAUGGUUUGUGCCAGGUAUUUUUAGGGUUGGAUCCACUGAGAUAUGUAGAGCUCACUGCUCUGGGGCUCUGUAGGAAAUCUACAAUGCUGAGUAUCUGGCACUUGUGAUUUUGCUUAUACUGAGAGAGGGUCACAUCUGUUGGCCUCUGUUGUUGUUUAAAAAAAAAUUAAAAAUGUGUGCAAUAAUUUUUAAAUAUGCUCCCAGGAAUAGACACAAAUGUUUGAGCAUGCCUGCGCUGCAUCUCCUUCAGCGGUGCGUUUCUCAGUUGCACUGAAUCUAAGCGGAAGUCAGAGGUGGUCGCUGAUAGUGCUUUGUAUUUUGAUAUGACAUUUUAUUCAUUUGCAUACAGUCAUUGACAUUCUUCCCAGCUGAUUCAAAGACAGUCACAAAUUCCUGCAAUACAGCUGCCAGAAUGAGAGCUGAAUUUUAUGAUGUUGUCUUGCUUCCUGUUGGGUAUGUUUCUUGGUUUGGUUUCUUUUCCUCUUUCUUUGGCUAUUUUACUUCAGCACCUAACUAUGACAGGAUGUCUAACAGAGCAUGAGUGCAGAGCUUUCUGUCCCGAAGUCUUGGGUCUUGGAUCUUUCCGGACAGACUUGUCUGAAGAUGUGUCCAUCUUUAGCCUGGUGGUGCUUCGUGAGCAUAGGACCGUGUGCUUUGCUGCUGCUGUCGCUGUCUCCGUAGCCUGCUGACGUGCCACAAUGCUGCUCCACAGAUGCUGCACCAUGUCUCUCCAGAUGAUCAUGGGAGACCAUGUUUCACAGCAUAUUAAGUUCUGUCUUGGGGUUCUUACUUUCCCUCUUGUCUUUUUCUGAGAGCUUACUCUGAAGAUCCCCAGAGUCCAGUACUCUUUCUAUGGUGUUCAUUUAAAUCACCUUUUUUUUUUUUUUCCUCUACGGUAAGGAACUUAAUCAUAAGGAAAAGAGAGCAAGGAGACUUACAUGAAUACUCUUUGAUUACCAUCAAAUAGAGGGAGCAGCUGCCACCCUUAGAAGGCAUGAAUCUCUGCUCUCCAUGCUGGAGACAUAGAUUUGCCCUAUUUCCUUUUUCCAUGAUCAGGUAAUAUUGACUUUCAGAUGACUUUAGGAGUAGUAACUGGAAUAGGUCUUAGAGUGUAGCAAAUUCUGUUUUCAUAAAUUAUUCUCUAGGUGAGUAUGUUUUUAGGAUUAAACACCUUUUGCAGAUACUGAAAGUGCCUCCUUUUGUGGUAUAAAAAAACAAAUUAUGGUGCAAAAAGUAAUCAGUAGAUUGAAUCACAUGAAGGUUUUUUGCUUUUUGACAUAAAAAUGUCAAGAGACAGGCCAAAGAUUUGUACUUUUCACUUAUAAAGCACUCCCUUUUUUCUUAGGAUCCUUUCUGUCGAAUCAGAUUUAAUGAGAGAGUACUAUUUUUGAGGAGCUAUCUGUUAAUGUAGAAUGAUUUUGUUAAAAAGAGUACUGUAAAAUAUGAAUGAGGAACAGAGGCCCACAGAUGACUGGGCAUUGUAGUGUUGAAAGGAGUCGCAAAUGACCAGGCUUCUGCUAGCAGACAGGUUUUACCAGAUGCGUAGGAAAACCAUCUCAGACAGUGCUGUCUUGCUCUUUUAAAGACCAUUUAUGUUUUUGUGAGCACGUUGCAUAUUUCCCCAAAGCUUCAUUCCCUUGAACUAAGAGUGGUACUUGCAUAGAUGCUGUAGAAAUUCUGCCUGCGUGGACCAACAUUGUGGCACACCAGCAAAAGCCAGCAUUUGGGGGCUAGCAGCCAACCUGCAGAGACCCUGGGAGUGAUUUUUCGUUUGAUUUUGGUUCCCUCUUUUCUGAAAUCAGCAAGGAGUGAAGGUUGAUCUCCUUCCAGUAAUAGCUCUGAAGUGUCUGUCAUGUUUAAUAUCAGUUUUUUAUACAUGAUUCUAGUUGAAUGUAGAAGAGAGAAAAAAAGGGAGUGGAGUGCUCACAUUUUUUUUAAUUCUCUUAUUUAGAAUCUUGUGUCUUCUAUAUCAGUUCUGAGGUGUCCAUAGCAUUCUUUAUUUCUGCCCUUCUGUGACAGUGUUGAAGCAGGUUGAAUAACCAGGCUUUUGUUUGUUUGUUUAAAAAAAACCUAGCAGGCUACUUUAUGUUUUCUUUGGAAUUUCUGGGUAAGUUGGAGGAAAUGUUGUGCAUGUCGUAUCUGGUGUACUUUUUCAUCUCAUUACAAGCAGGCAGACUUCUUUGUGUAUCUCUGCCAUCCUUAAAUACAGAAGUGAUUUCUCUCCUGACUUGGACAUUAUUGUUAUAUAUAAUGUUUUCAUUUGGGUUUGGCAAAUCCGUUGGGUCUAAUUCUCUGAGCAUACCAUAGCACUGGGUGGUGAUGUCUGCAUCCUCCCUUUAAUUCCCCAGUUAACUGUAAAGCUGUUGUAAAAGUAUAACCCAGCCCUGGACAGUUUUUGUACAUGUUAAAGAACUUUAUUGUUCAGUUUUCAUGAUGAUUGUGCAAGGAAGACUGAUGCAAAUGCCUGUCUCUCCUGGACCAUGUCAAUGACACUUAUGAUGUAUUUUGGUUCCACAUCACAGUGAUUUGUCCCUAAUGACCCUUUGACCCUUUCCAGGCACAUUUUUUUUGUGUGUGUGUUGUUGUUGCAGUUUUCUCCUUUGCGUUGUAUUGCUUUGACAACUGUAAUUUGAAUCAGAUCUGAAAGAGGUCCAGAAUAAAAUAUAUUUUGAUAUUA
Messenger RNA from Arvicola amphibius (Eurasian water vole), 6537 nucleotides. RefSeq names its product TBL1X receptor 1 (gene Tbl1xr1). Gene Ontology annotation, molecular function: protein binding; transcription corepressor activity. Gene Ontology annotation, biological process: regulation of transcription by RNA polymerase II. Lineage: Eukaryota; Metazoa; Chordata; Mammalia; Rodentia; Cricetidae. Gene Ontology annotation, cellular component: histone deacetylase complex. The transcript has 16 exons. The record is from RefSeq and is a predicted model, not a curated record. The coding region runs from base 297 to 1841 and encodes 514 amino acids.